CAGCAGGUAAGCUAACGGUAAUGGCCAGCCGUCGGACUAUCUUCUCUCGAGCAAAAUGUCGGGCAGGCGUUUCAGUGAGUCGUGGCUUCUUGUGGGUGAUCUCACAUGGGAUGAAUGCUACGCCAUCUGCAAAAAAGAUGGGCAUUUUCAAGAAGACUCCAACAAUGUCGUGACAGCGACGGAGACCGAGAUUGACAAUCCAGGGGAGGAUGACCCUGUAGUGCAAGCAGAAGAAGUGCUAUUUUGCUCCACUUCUGUGAAACGGUAUUCAACUUCAGAUGACUAUAUUCCACUCUCCACUACACCGCCGCCGCCUCUGUGCAGAAGUCCAAAGCGCAGGUCUAUAACCCCAACGAAGUGGAGACGUAGACGAGCUGCUGCAUCACAUCCCUAUAAGGCCAGAAGACACUGUGGAUAUAGAGCACCUGUCUCAAGGAGACGCAGUUGUGGCUGCUGCUGCAACUGUAGCAGAAGAAGGGAGUGGCUGCCAAGGCGAAGAAGAUACACCCUUACACCCAGAGUAUCAUCAUGGGAGCACCUUCCUGUGGCCAUCCAGCCUACGAAAUGGUACCAGGUUGUUGGGAGCAUGCAGUGCAGUCACUGCAAAGCCAAGGGGAGGUACCAGAUGACAUCUUGGAUGUGCCAGAUGUGUGAGGAGCCCCUGUGUCUGAUGCCGUUUAGGAAUUGCUACGCCCUGUGGCAUGGUCAGCGAUUUUGAGCUCACAUUCUGAGUUACAUUUAAUUUGUAGUUCCAGUGCUAAAUGUUUUAAUAUUGAUAAUUCAUUUACGUUUAAUGUUCUGAUUUUAGUUCCUUAAAGAGGAUCAAUUACAAGUCAGUAUUCCUCCAAAACGUAACAGGAAGGAGUCUUUGUUUUGGGAGUUGUUAACUGGCAUGUACUCCCAUUAAUGCUAAGGUACUCCCAGUUUACAUCCAGUUCACCUUUGUUUGUAAAUGCUGAUUUCUGAUUAAAUUGUAGGUAAGAUGAA
Molecule: messenger RNA, 987 nt
Organism: Cheilinus undulatus (humphead wrasse)
Lineage: Eukaryota; Metazoa; Chordata; Actinopteri; Labriformes; Labridae
Exons: 2
Coding region: 56-718 (220 amino acids)
Source: RefSeq, a predicted model, not a curated record